Molecule: messenger RNA, 5899 nt
Organism: Phalacrocorax carbo (great cormorant)
Lineage: Eukaryota; Metazoa; Chordata; Aves; Suliformes; Phalacrocoracidae
Source: RefSeq, a predicted model, not a curated record
CCAAACAUCCGGGGAAGGCACCCGUCAGUUUCCGUCCGGUGCCGCUCCGCCGGGCGGGGCCCCGGGGCUGCAGGGAGGGCUGGGCCGCGCCGCGCCCCCGCCAGGCACCGAGCACCCUCCCUCCCCCACCGGCCGCCCCCGGCACCCCCCGGUCCGGCCCCGUCCCGUCCCCCCUCACAGCGGGGUUGGGGGACCCCCCGCCCCUCCCCGCCUCGCCCCAUCCCUCCGCGGCCUUCCCGGGGCCGGGCCGGCCUCCCGGAGCGCCGGGUUAUGCCCCCGCCGCCUGCGGGCCGUGUCCCGGCUCCCCCGCCGCGUCCCCGCCGCCCUCGGUGCGGUUAAACCCCCCUCUCCCCGCCGCCUCCCUGUGGCCCAGGCCUCACCGCGGCCGCCUUCCCGGCGAACAUGGAGUUCGCGGAGCUGAUCAAGACCCCCCGGGCGGACAACGUCGCCCUGCACCGCCCUUUCCACCUGGCCGUGGAGGGCACGCUCUGUUUGACUGGCCAUCACCUCAUUUUUUCUUCGCGGCGUCAAGAUAACGCUGAGGAGCUGUGGCUGCUGCACUCCAACAUUGAUUCCAUUGAAAAAAGGUUUGUGGGCUCAUUGGGUACCAUCGUUAUAAAAUGCAAAGAUCUGCGAAUUAUUCAGCUGGAUAUACCUGGAAUGGAGGAGUGUUUGAACAUUGCUAGCUCUAUUGAGGCGCUUUCCACCUUGGAUUCUGUCACUCUCAUGUAUCCCUUCUUCUACCGGCCCAUGUUUGAAAUCGUUGAAGAUGGCUGGCGCUCUUUUCUGCCUGACCAAGAAUUUGAGCUCCUCAGCUCCAUGACAGAUGAAUGGCGUCUAAGCUGCAUCAAUAAGGAAUUCUCUGUGUGCUCCUCCUACCCUCCAGUUGUCAUUGUCCCCAAAUCCAUCGAUGAUGAAGCGCUUCGGAAAGUUGCUAUGUUUCGCUACGGCAGUCGCUUCCCAGUCCUCAGCUAUUACCAUAAGAAGAAUGGGAUGGUGAUGAUGCGAAGUAGCCAGCCUCUUACAGGUACAAAUGGGAGACGGUGUAAAGAAGACGAGAAGCUCAUUAACGCCACACUACGCCCUGGCAAACGUGGCUACAUCAUUGAUACAAGGUCCCUGAACGUUGCCCAGCAGGCCAGGGCCAAAGGAGGGGGCUUUGAACAAGAAGCGCACUAUCCCCAGUGGAGGAGGAUUCAUAAAUGUAUUGAGAGGUUUAAUAUUCUGCAGGAAAGCCUCAUCAAACUUGUGGAAGCCUGUAAUGACCAGUCACACAAUAUGGACCGCUGGCUCAGUAAACUGGAAGCUUCCAACUGGCUGACUCACAUCAAGGAGAUACUAACUGCAGCUUGUCUAGCUGCUCAGUGUAUUGACAGGGAAGGUGCAUCAGUGUUAGUCCAUGGGACGGAAGGAACUGAUUCGACACUCCAGGUAACUUCUCUGGCACAGAUUAUCUUGGAUCCAAGCUGCAGGACCAUACGUGGCUUUGAAUCUCUUGUUGUGAGGGAGUGGCUGCAGGCUGGUCACCCUUUUCAGCAGCGCUGUGCCCAAUCAGCCUAUUCAAAUAGCAAGCAGAAAUGGGAGGCCCCAGUGUUUCUCCUCUUUUUGGACUGUGUGUGGCAAAUCCUUCGUCAGUUCCCUUGCUCUUUUGAAUUCAACGAACAGUUCCUCAUUAUGCUCUUUGAACAUGCUUACGCUUCACAGUUUGGGACUUUCCUGGGAAACAACGAAAAUGAAAGGUCUAAACUGAAGCUGUCGCAGAAGACUAUGUCCCUGUGGUCCUGGGUGAACAGGUCUGAAGAGCUGAGCAAAUUCCAGAAUCCUCUUUUUGAGGCCAACAGCCUUGUCAUCUGGCCCUCCGUUGCCCCACAGAGCCUGCAGCUCUGGGAAGGUGUCUUCCUUCGGUGGAACAGGCCUUCCAAGUUCUUAGACGAAGCCCAUGAAGAAAUGAUCAACAUUAUAAAAUACAACAAGGAACUUCAGGCAAAGGUUAAUGCAUUGAGGAGACAGCUAGCAGAGAUGGAAACAGAUGAUAGGAUGCAGGAGAACCUGUGAGCUGGCAGGGCUUUGCCUCAGGUCUUUCCUUUCCAGUCCCCUUUAUGUUAAGGACCAAACAUGGAAAGUGCAUGUGUUGCAGAGCCCUCUGGGUACAGCUGAUGCUCAGUCCUCCCACUGCUGAAACCUUCACUUCACACUAUGUACCUCCCUGCUUUUUGGGAGGGAUUUUUGUUUUGUUUACAGAAGACACACACAACUGGGCAUAGUGUCCGCUCUUGGCAGCUUUUCUGUCUCGAAAUUGUGUACGGUGUCAGCAGAAGCUGGAACUCUUACCUCCACCCAACUGUUUGGAUGACCAGGAUGGGCCAAGAGACAGGAUGUUUCAAGUUUAUUUUGGACUUUUUCUGGUUUUGUCGAACUCUCUAAACACUCGGCAGGAUUAGAAUACAAAGCUAUGUAUGGAUGGGUAAAGAAAGGCAUUCUGUCUGAAAGCACCUUUUCUCUCCAAGAGUAAUUAAGGCAGCUUAGUUCUUUAGUUUCCUAGAAAAAAUAGAAAAAUGGCAUAAUCUAACUACAGGUUCUACCAGUCUAUAUGAUACUCUCAGUAGGCUUCACAUCUAACACUUGGGUUUUUGUGGUUAAGCAUUGCCUUGGGAGCAGUUAGUUGAAUACCAAACCAGAGCAAGAGAUUUCAGUGCAAUACAGAACUGAAGUAGGGAUUCUGCUGCUAAUGUUUAAGCCGUGGCCUUCAGGUGGAGUUGUCCCUCGUGGACAAAUAUCUCCUAAGGAGUAACAAACUUCGUUUAUUCUACCUGGAAAACAAAAAGGUUGAGUAGUUGGCGGAGGUGUUCACUUGCAAAGCAGCGGCUCAGAGUUGUCCUUUCAGCUAGAGCCAAGCUGCCCUCUUGAAGCUUCGGACUGUGCUGGCUGUUUUUGUACAUUGGAGCAGCUCACAGCAUUGCUAGGGUGCAAGAGCAGCACUUAAUCUACAGCUCAACAAAAGGCUUUUGUUCCACCUGGUGCGCUCUCCCCUCUCACGCUCUUACUAUAUGUUUUGUGAAACAUCAAAAGCAGAAGAUGGGAGUUGAGGUGAUCUGACGUAUCAGGUAGCUGCUGCAGAUUAAGAGGCUGUCACACUACAAACACGCUAAGAGUUUAGAUCAUUUGGAGCUGCUAAAACUGCUUAAAGACUUUAGGGAUAAGCUUUUUUCCAAGUAACUUUGUAUUUCGAAGCUGAUCUUUGUUUCUGUGACUGCAAUCAGCUUUUAUAAAAUUGGGUUUUUGCUACAGAAUUUUUUUUCUCCUUCAAAAAGACAGAUAAGAGUGGGUCUGAAAUGCUAACUCACCUAGGCGUUUGUUCAGCUUGAUCCCUUUGGUAGCUGUACAUGACCGAGAAGACUUGAAUUAACAACAGCACAUGUGGCUGGGAUUCUCUUAAAAGGCGCUUGCUCUUAGCCUGUUUCUACUGAAACGAAUGGAGCUGCGUUAGGUCAGCGUUGAUCUCUGGAAAGGGUUGAGCUUCCGUGAUGCUUUAUGCUGUUUGGAGUGAAGCUGCCUUUAUUUAAAAAACACUUCAUGUGAAGAUUAAUAUAUGUGAAAAGGCAGGAUCUUUAGUUGUCAUGGAAGUGUCUGGAGAGUAAUCUGCAAAAAUCAUGUAACCACUAACUAUAUUCUAAGACAAGUUCUAUAACCGAGGAAGCUGUAUAAAAUGAUGUGAUAGUGAUUAAGUGCUACCUUAACGUGUUAUGCUUCAGUCCUCAUUUCCCUAAUUUCUUCUUGGCUAACCUAAACUUAGUCCUGAAGUCAUCUGGCUUGAAAAAUAAAAAGACCCUUUUUAAACCGUUGUCCACUUAAAGCAGAAGAAUAAUUCCCCCUGCUUGUAAUACCAGUUUCUUUUUAGGUUUGGAGGGCAACAGUCUUGUUCACUAAAUCAAGCCUGACACAGGGAAAUCUUCUCGGGGUGGCUGGUGACCUGUGCUGCGUAACAGGGGUGGCACAAGUUGGCCAUGCCUUCCUCCCGCUCCCAAACCCCGGCUUCUGGAGCUGCCUUCUGGGUAUACGGCAAAUGCAAGCCCUUAAAAUUAUCGCUCACCCUUCAAAAUCAUGUCUGUGGGAUCUGCACUCGCCUGGAUGUUGGAUCCCCAUCCAGUUCAGAAUCUGUACUGUUUCUGUACGUCUGAAAUACAUUAGCACUAGCUAGAUGGGAAGGACUGGGAAGGCACUAUUUUCCCUAUAAUAGACUAUACAUAAAACACACUUAAAGGUUAUGCAAUUUCCUAACGUAGUAAUUAUAUAUUGAGCUAAAUAAUAGAGAAGCAAAGCAGGGUGUUUUUUUUUUUUAUCUAAUUGCCUGGCUGCUCUAGUCUCUCAUGCAAACUGCAGGCAUCUGAGGAAAUUGGGUAACCAGCUGUGACAGCUAACAAAAGGCAGAAAAUUCUCUCUGAGCUGGCAUUUCAUCCUCGACUUGUAUUUCAGGACUGAACCCACACCCAAGUGCGGCGUGCUUGCCUUGGCUUAGUGGUAGCGUGGAUCACAGCCUGCAUGUGAAAAUGCUAGUGUCGUUCUGAGCGGCCACAGCCGUUUCUUCCCCGAUUCCUCGGCUGUGCAUCACCCUGUAGCCACUGCGAGCUGGAGGCUUAAGUUAACCUGGAAAUAGUCACCUUUGGGAGGUGUUACUGGAGCAAUCCGGCAAGGUAUUGCCUGUGGCGGAGUUGAGACAAGCUGCGUGGGCCCUUGCAGGUCCUCCUGGGAGAAGUCGGUUCACAGACCUCUUGUGUCAGGCUGCUUGCACGUUCCCCUUUUCAUUCUCGGUGCUUCCCAGGCUCCAGUCUGGUGGCUACUGGUGUAAGACACAGUGGAGCACUCCAGUUCUUUGCUUACCUGCAUGUCCAUCAUAUUUAUUCACACAUUUAAUAUUGAGGAGCAGCUUGCUUCCUCCGAGCGGGGGGAUGUCUGCCCCCUGCCGUCACCGACACCCUGUUUGCAGGUUACCUGCGUCUUCCUGAGCCGUGAGCGCUGCGGCAGCGCCCGGCUCUGGCGCUGCAGUCUGACGCUGCCUUACGCUCUUGCUGACACCCCUGCUUCUGCUCUUUUGCACACAGGUAUUUGUAUAAUAAGCUGGACGCUGAGGGCCCACUCCCCCAGACUCUGAGGUCAAUCAAUGCAGACGCUCUGCCAUUUACAAAAAACAAAACAAAACAAAAGGGAAAAAGAACUAACUUGCACAGCUUUCAUAAGGGAAUAUGUACCUUCAAUAUUUUGAUUGUAUUGAUCUAACUCUUGAAUGUGGCCACCGGUUUAAGUGCACUAUUGUCCAUGUUGCAUAUGGUAUAACUUAAAUUGCACUGUACAGCAUAUUGGCGUCUCAUGUAUGCUUCGCUAAAGCCUUGGGAAGUGCUGUCGUGUACACGUUCCUGUAGGAGGGGAAAACGUCUAUACUAGCACUCCCUUUUUCUUCGUAACUGUGUGACAUUGAAUAGCACCGUGUGAUGUGCGCUACGUACCUGUUAACUAGUACAAAUUUAAGUGAUGAGUGCACUUCUGUCCAAACAUCUGGAGUUGCUAAUUGGACUUGGCUGCUGCAUCAGACUUGAUUUUUUUAAUUAUUAUUAUUUUUUAAAAUGAAAUAAGUAACAGAGCUGGGAGUUGUGUGCUAUUGUUCGAUGUAUGCUGUAUGUGUACGGGAUCCCAGCCGCGGUGGUGUUGAAUAUAUUGCAAAAAAAAAAAGAAAAGAAGGUAACAAAUCUGAGAGAAACUAUCAUGGCUCAAAUUGUGUAGCUGUUUGGGGGGAGAAAAACAGAUAAAAAGUGGCUGUAAACUUUGCUGUAGAUAUAUUGAGAACAUAGUAGAAAUGUCUGUUCAAAUUAAAACCUUGAAGACUCUAAAAAUUUCUUUAAUUACA